This is a messenger RNA of Poeciliopsis prolifica (blackstripe livebearer), 5553 nucleotides long. It is a transcript of the gene exoc6, whose product is annotated as exocyst complex component 6. Gene Ontology annotation, cellular component: exocyst; membrane. NCBI's taxonomy places the organism in Eukaryota, Metazoa, Chordata, Actinopteri, Cyprinodontiformes, Poeciliidae. Gene Ontology annotation, biological process: exocytosis; intracellular protein transport; Golgi to plasma membrane transport. The coding region runs from base 43 to 2484 and encodes 813 amino acids. The record is from RefSeq and is a predicted model, not a curated record. The transcript has 24 exons.
UGGAGAUGCAGUCAAAACUGUAAUACACUGUACAUAACUAUCAUGGCGGACAAUGAAACCCUGGAGUGUGUAACGGAGCAUGAGCGGAUACUGCAGGAAAUUGAGAGCACAGACACGGCUUGUGUCGGUCCGACUCUCCGGUCCAUUUAUGAUGACCAGCCCAAUGCUCACAAACGGUUUAUGGAGAAGCUGGACGCCAGGAUAAGGAACCAUGACCGUGAGAUUGAAAAGAUGUGUAAUUUCCACCAUCAAGGCUUUGUGGAUGCCAUAACUGAACUUCUUAAAGUGCGUGCUGAUGCAGAGAAACUGAUGGGUCAAGUGACGGACACUAACAGGAGACUGCAGGACGCAGGGAGAGAUGUAACAGCUCAGACAGAGGAAGUGAUUCGCUGUCGGAUCCAGCAGAGGAACAUGGCCACCACAGUGGAGAAGCUUCAGCUCUGCAUACCAGUGCUUGAAAUGUACAGCAAACUGAAGGAGCAACUGGAUUCAAGAAGAUAUUAUGCUGCAUUGAAAACCAUGGAGCAGCUGGAGAAGGUGUAUAUUCCAAGGGUCAGUCAGUACAGGUUCUGCCAGAUCAUGGCAGAAAAUCUUCCCAGACUGAGGGAGGAAAUCAAAGAAAUCUCAAUGUCAGACCUCAAAGACUUCCUGGAAAGCAUUCGGAAGCAUUCUGACAAGGUUGGAGAGACGGCGAUGAGACAGGCGCAGCAGCACAGGACCUUCAACAGUGCUGUGGCAAAGCAGGUCCACACAGGACACUACAGCAAGCCUGUUUAUUCUCUGAGCGGACGCGCACACACACACAUCUCCAACGGCCUGCUGACCGAUGACGAACCUGGAGACGAGGAGGAAGCAGAUGAAGAGGUUCUUACAGCUCAGGACCUGGUGGAUUUCUCCCCUGUCUACAGAUGUCUACAUAUAUAUACUGUGCUGGGUGACAGAGAAACAUUUGAGAACUACUACAGGAAGCAGAGGAAGAAACAAGCCCGUCUAGUGUUGCAGCCACAGGCUAACAUGCAUGAGACUGUAGAAGGCUACAGACGAUACUUUAAUCAGAUUGUGGGGUUUUUUGUAGUGGAGGACCACAUCCUUCAUGCCACCAGGGGGCUGGUCACCAGAGCGUUCACCGAUGAACUGUGGAACAUGGCCUUGUCCAAGAUCAUUGCUGUGCUCCGGACACAUUCUUCCUACUGUGAUGACCCAGACCUGGUUUUGGAGCUGAAGAAUCUCAUAGUCAUCUGCGCUGACACACUGCAGGGUUAUGGUUUCCCAGUGAAUCGACUCUUUGACCUGCUAUUCGAGGUCCGAGACCAAUACAAUGAAACACUGCUGAAAAAAUGGGCCCUGGUUUUCAGAGAGAUCUUUGAGUCAGACAACUACAGCCCUAUCCCAGUGGAAACAGAGGAGGAGUAUAAACUGGUGACCAGUCGCUUUCCCUUUCAUGAUCCUGAGAUUGAAAAGCAGGACUUCCCUAAGAAGCUGCCGAUGUCUCAGUCUGUCCCUCAGAUCUACACACAGGUCAAAGAGUUCAUUUAUGCCAGCCUCAAGUUCUCAGAGUCCCUGCACCGCAGUUCAACAGAGAUCGAUGACAUGCUGCGAAAAUCAACCAACUUGCUGCUGACCAGAACUCUGAGCAGCUGCUUGCAAAACCUCAUCAAGAAACCACACAUAGGACUGACUGAGCUGGUGCAGAUUAUCAUAAACACCACUCACCUGGAACAGGCCUGUAAAUACCUGGAGGAGUUCAUAACCAACAUCACCAACGUUUCACCCGAAACAGUUCACACCACAAGACUCUAUGGCUUAUCCACAUUUAAGGAUGCUCGCCAUGCUGCAGAGGGGGAGAUUUACACCAAGCUAAACCAGAAGAUAGAUGAGUUCAUUCAGCUAGCAGACUAUGAGUGGAGCAUGGCGGAGUCUGAUGGCCGCGCCUCAGGAUACCUCAUGGACCUGAUCAACUUCCUUCGUUCUACUUUUCAGGUCUUCACACAUCUUCCGAAUAACAACAAUGACCAUGCAUCAAUGUCGGGGAAAGUGGCCCAGACAGCGUGCAUGUCAGCUUGUAAGCAUCUGUCCACGUCGCUUAUGCAGAUGCUUCUGGAUACAGAACUCAAGCAGAUCAGUAUGGGAGCCAUACAGCAGUUCAACUUGGAUGUCAUGCAGUGUGAAUUGUUUGCCAGUUCAGAGCCAGUGCCUGGCUUUCAAGGUGAUACGCUCCAGCUGGCCUUCAUCGAUUUACGACAGCUCCUGGACCUGUUCAUGGUAUGGGACUGGUCAACUUACCUGGCCGACUAUGGUCAGCCAAACUCUAAGUACCUGAGAGUGAACCCAGCCACUGCGCUCGCUCUGCUUGAGAAAAUGAAAGACACCAACAAGAAGAACAACAUCUUCUCUCAGUUCAGGAAGAACGACAGAGACAAGCAGAAACUGAUCGAGACUGUGGUCAAACAACUGAGGAGUCUUGUCAAUGGCAUGUCCUCCUAGAGUAACGCAUACAUGUUAUCUGUAUGUGCAAUAACCAGAUAUGAUGAGUGAAACAUGCAUGCAUUCACAUGCACACAUAAAAAAAAGCGCCCUGAAUAAUAUUGGUUUAAUACACCACAGAGCAAUCCCAUGCAGAGGAUCAUAUUCAACAUACAAACAGCUGAGUUCUCAUACUUACUGGUCGCAUGGUCAUAGACAUCAGCUGAAGGCUCAGCAUUACACUGUAUGGAAAAAACCUGCAGGGAACCCCCUGCCAGCAAACAUCAUUUCCUGUCUCUGACUUCAAACCUGUCAGAGGAUUUCUGCUAAGUUCUGCACACACUCCAAACUAUUUACUGAACCCUCAGAGAAACGAUCUGUCAGCGGCUCAUUGGAGAUAAACUGUUUUGUACAUUUUUUUUAAACUGGAAUGAUUGAAGAAGUAAACUGAGAGUAGGAAGUACAGGAAGUGACAAAGUCCUGGUGCAACGGAUUCAAAGGUCCAAACAUAUGUUUGUUCUAAACAUCAAGUUUGGCACCUGGUUUUUCUUCAAUUGAUGUGUAUUUUCCUGCACUUUAUUCUGAAGAAUAACAGCUCUUGUUAAUCUGAGAUGAUGACAUCAUUUACUGAUCCACAGAUAUAUUUCAGACUCCUAAAAGUAAUGACUGUGUGAAGGCAACAUUUCAGACUCAGUUACAUCUAUUCCUGUUUAUGUCUCAUUAUUAAUGAGUGAAAUAAGGAGAGUUUCGUUUCAAAACCUGAGAUAACAAAUUCAUUUACUCACACACAAGAAAUAGAUAUGUGUGUGUGUGUGUUUAUGUGUAUGUGUGGUGCGUGUGUGGGUGUACAUGUAAUAGAAAUGUAAACUGAAUAAUUUAUUAUUGAUCUUUUUGAAUUUUGAGUUAUUUAUAUUAUUUUUAUUAUUCAGGAUGCUGUGUGUGUGUGUAUGCGUGCGUGUGUGUGUGCGUGCGUGCGUGUGUGUGUGUGGGCGUGUGUACGCGUGCGUGUGUGUGUGCGUGCGUGCGUGUGUGUGUGUGGGCGUGUGUACGCGUGCGUGUGCGUGCGUGCGUGUGUGUGUGCGUGCGUGUGUGUGUGUGCGUGUGUAUGCGUGCGUGUGUGUGUGCGUGCGUGCGUGUGUGUGUGUGUGUGUGCUUUGUGAGAGAGUACAGAUCAGAAAUUUAAGAGCAAAUCAACUUAUCCAAAUAUUGUUGAUAUGGUUGAUGUGGCAACAAUGAAUUAUGCUGAAGUUCUAUACAUGAAGUGAAAAGUGAAAAUGUGAAUGAUGAUGUCCCAGGAGACUGAUGUUCAUAUAAAACCUUCAUGGUGGCUUUUUGUUGUUGUUUUUUCUGCCUUGUCAUUUUAGACAUUUCUGUCAGAUUUAUGGCACACCCAUUCUGUCUCAAUAGGUGUGAUGUAGCUUUUUAUUUGCCGCCAUCUUUUCUACCGUGUGCAAAUGGAGUUAAAACAUAGAGCACAAUUCUCUCUUCACUUUAUUACAGAUUCUGGAUCAAUCAAAGUUCCACAUACAUAAAUAUUAAAGUGAAUAUUUGUAUAUAGGCUUUACUUGUGAUGUGAUUAUGGAGGUACAUUUCUGCUAUGAAACUCAGAAUUAAUUUUUCCUGAACUUUUUUAUUUGUUCCUGUAAUUUUAUCUGAGGAACUGGACUUCUCACACAGUGUCUGCUGCAGCAGGAAGUCCUCCCUCUCUCUCCAUCAGUGGGACAGAUGCUUCCAAAGAGUUGAUCUUUCCCAACUGACAUCAAUGACUUGAAAUCUAUUGCAGUAAAUGUUAACUUAGCAUCUGUGACUUGUACUGAUACCAUUAAAUUAUUCUGGUAAGGAAACACAUUCAUCAUGCUUAGGAUUCUUUCCCCAUAAAACUCAGUCAACAAGCUCCUUGUUAAUAAAAAACCUUCAGUCUCACUAUCAGGCCUUUUUCUAACCUCAAAAUCUGUUUUUACUCAGUCAAGUUUAGUGGAGACACAGGGGGACGAUAACUAACACUCCUGAUCCCAAGACAAGGUUCCUAGUGGGAACAGGCUUUAAGAGAAAUGCUCCAAGUCCAGAAAACAGCAUGUGGUUUUAAUACCCAGCAAACUCUAACAAGAAGGGUCUGCGACUGCUGCCCUCACCUGUAGCCAACCAGAAACAUGCAGGAUCUCAGGGCUACACACAGUCAGUUACUUCAAUAACAAACCUUUUUUUAUAACACAAGUCUUUAUUAUAAAAUUCAGUCUGCAUAUGACUGAAUUAUUUUGUCCCCUGGUCUCAGACUGGAGUCAGAUGGAAACCUGGACACUUUUUCAAAGAAGUGCCGAUUGGGAGAGAAAAUUUCCCAAUUCUUGUUUUUACUAAAUGCCAGAUAGAAAUUUUAUGCAACUUUAAGAGACACAUUACAGCAGUGGAAUUAGAUCAUCCAUUCAUUUGUUUUUGCAUUAUAUAAAUAAACCAAUAUUGAUAAAAACAUUUCUAGAUUGUGCAAAAAUGCUUCUGUGGAACAGAAUCAGACUACAUAGCAACAGCGGUCAACAUUCACAUGCAGUCUGACUUUGAAGCUGAUUAAUAUUAACUUAUGUGAAUGAAGUAAAUCAUCCGGUGGACAGAAUGAGUGUGCAGGCCUGCUGACCCUUUUAAUGCCAGGAGGAGAUACUGAAGUCCAGAGCAGCCAAACUGCUCACAUAAUGUUUGCUACAUAUACUAAAAAUCUAUUUGUGAAGAUCGUUAAAAAAAGGCUGCAAUUAACUCUUGUAAACACAGGCCUAACCUUUUAUAAACCUAAAUUCAGCAUUUUUAUUCUGUCUUUUGUUUCUCAGGGUGAAAUUGAGGUUUAGAAUGUCAGAAUCCACCAAGAAAAGCAAUAAUGUACUUUAUUAUAUUAUAGUCUGUAGGUUAACACUUUACAUCUGUACAUAAACUUUGAUGGGAAUGUUUUAAAAUGAGGCUUUUUGUUUUGUUUUUUAUGUCUGUUGCUUCAAACUGGAUGUUGUUGUUUUUUCCUCCUUAUUUUUAUGGCUUGGAAAUCCCUCUGUAUAUAUUCCCCUUUUUGUAAAGAAAAGAUUUUAGCAGCUUCUCUGCUGCUGACAACAUGAA